Messenger RNA from Scedosporium apiospermum, 1218 nucleotides. RefSeq lists its product as uncharacterized. NCBI's taxonomy places the organism in Eukaryota, Fungi, Ascomycota, Sordariomycetes, Microascales, Microascaceae. The transcript has 4 exons. The record is from RefSeq and is a predicted model, not a curated record. Gene Ontology annotation, molecular function: branched-chain-amino-acid:2-oxoglutarate transaminase activity. Gene Ontology annotation, biological process: branched-chain amino acid metabolic process. The coding region runs from base 1 to 1218 and encodes 405 amino acids.
AUGGUUCCACCGAGUCCCCAAAAGAGUAUAGAUUGGGCCAACCUGUCGCCAAAGCAAUACCUUCCCCUCAAUGGUCAUAUUGAAGCUCGCUUCCGAGCAUCCACUGGCCAGUGGACUGCUCCCACACUAGUCGCCGGCACUGAAAUUUCAGUAUCUGGUCUCAGCCCUGGGUUGAACUAUGGCCAGCAGUGCUACGAAGGUCUCAAGGCAUUUCGCACCAUCGAUGGGCGCAUAAACGUGUUCCGACCCCAGUUCCACGCCUCGCGAAUUCGGCGUUCGGCCGGAUCCGUGUGCCUCCCACCACCGCCCGAGGAUCUAUUCCUAGAAUGUAUCCGACGUGCGGUGGCCGAGAAUGCGGAGUACGUGCCACCAUCCGAAUCGGACGCUUUUCUCUACAUCCGCCCGGUUCUUUUCGGUGCCUCGACGGGCCUUUGGGGUCCAUGUGACGAGAUCAUCCUGGCGGUCUUUGUUCAUCCCGCAAAGCCUCAGCACGGCGCGGAUGCGGUCGCAGGCGUUGUUUGCGAUGAGUUUGACCGGUGUGCUCCGCGAGGCACGGGCAGCUUUAAGGUCGGGGGUAAUUACGCACCAGUCUGGAGGCAUGUGGCAAAGGCCGCAUCGCUGGGAUAUGGUAUUAUGCUGCACCUUGACAGCGCGACGCAUUCGUUCGUUGAAGAAUUCUCGACAAGUGGCUUCCUUGGUCACAGGAUCGGGGAAGAUGGCCAGCACAUCCUUGUCAUCCCUGCAACUGAAAAUGCCAUUCAGAGCACCACGAGCGAUAGUUUGGUGAAGAUCGCUGAACAGGCAGGAUGGACUAUUGAGAAAACCAGGCUUCCCUUCUCCUCGAUCCGCGACCUUGACGAGGUUAUAUCCUGUGGCACUGCUGCCGCCGCGACUCCGAUCAAGUGUCUUGAGAGGCCAUCUACAGGAGAGAAAUACGAGUUUGGGCCCUCAUAUGAGAAUUGGAAGCUCAUGCAGCUCGCGAACACUUUGACCAGCAUCCAGCGCGGGAGGGCAGAAGACAGAGAAGGCUGGUGUUGGGAGAUCACCGGAUUCCCCAGUCAAACAGAGGCUGGGGAUGAAAAUGCUCAGUUAACUUCCACCAGCUGGUCCGGCCUCAAGUGGGACUUGAUUUCGCCGAUCAAAAUGCUGCUCCCUGUUGCGGGACUUCUUGGGCUGCAUCAAGGGAUCAGUGCAGAUCUGCGUCGCUUUUGGAAGUAA